AUGAAGCGGCAGAACGUGCGCACGCUGGCGCUGAUCGUGUGCACCUUCACCUACCUGCUGGUGGGCGCCGCCGUGUUCGACGCGCUGGAGUCGGAGGCCGAGACGGCCGAGCGCCGGGGGCUGGAGCGGCGCCAGCGCCAGCUCCGCGCCCGCUACAACCUCAGCCGGCCCGGCUACGACGAGCUGGAGCGGGUCGUGCUCAGGCUCAAGCCGCACAAGGCCGGCGUCCAGUGGCGCUUCGCCGGCUCCUUCUACUUCGCCAUCACCGUCAUCACCACCAUCGGAUAUGGUCACGCGGCCCCCAGCACAGAUGGCGGGAAGGUCUUCUGCAUGUUCUACGCCCUGCUGGGCAUUCCCCUCACCCUGGUCAUGUUUCAGAGCCUGGGUGAGCGCAUCAACACCUUCGUGAAAUACCUGCUGCACCGUGCCAAGAAGGGGCUGGGAAUGCGCCGGGCGGAUGUCUCCAUGGCGAACAUGGUCAUCAUCGGGUUCUUCUCCUGUAUCAGCACUCUGUGCAUUGGGGCCGCCGCCUUUUCCUACUAUGAGCAGUGGACCUUCUUCCAAGCCUAUUACUACUGCUUCAUCACCCUGACCACCAUUGGCUUUGGGGACUACGUGGCCCUGCAGAAGGACCAAGCGCUACAGACAAAGCCGCAGUACGUGGCCUUCAGCUUCGUGUACAUCCUCACGGGGCUGACGGUCAUCGGUGCUUUCCUCAACCUGGUGGUGCUGCGCUUCAUGACUAUGAACGCCGAGGACGAGAAGCGGGACGCCGAGCACCGUGCCCUGCUGACCCGCAACGGGCAGGCCGGGGGCAGCGUCCACACCACGGACACGGCCUCCUCCACGAUGGCGGGCGGGGGCGGCUUCCGGAACGUCUACGCCGAAGUGCUGCACUUCCAGUCGAUGUGCUCCUGCCUCUGGUACAAGAGCCGGGAGAAGCUGCAGUAUUCCAUCCCCAUGAUCAUCCCCCGGGACCUGUCCACCUCCGAUACCUGUGUGGAGCAGAGCCAAUCCUCUCCCGGGGCUGGCUGCUACACCGACACUCCCUCCCGUCGCUGCCUCUGCACGGCGCAGCGCUCGGCCAUCAGCUCCGUGUCCACUGGCCUGCACAGCCUUUCUGCCUUCCGUGGCCUCAUGAAGCGCCGCAGUUCGGUGUGACCGGCGGGGUGGGAAUGGGUGAGGCCAAGGGGCAGGCCCAGCCACCCUGCGGGAGAAGAGCCCGGGGGAUUUAUAUUAGGAGUCUAAGCGAGAGACCAGAUUGACUCGUCUCUCCACAGAGAGAGCUACAGACACUACGGAACCGAGUCAAGGGGGUAGUAGAUGUAUCCACAGAUCGGGUGUGACCCCUCUCCCUUUCCCCCCAUCCUCCAGACGGUUCCCGAGCUUGGGGCCCCUGGGCCUUCUCCAGAGGUAGACGCCUCUCCCUGUCGACACAAGCCGGCCCUGGCCUCGGGCCGGAGGCCCGUCCGCUGCGCUGUGCCGUCCCCUGACGGACUCCGUCCUCUGCAAAAUUCCACAAAAUGUGAAACUUGGCCCGGGCAGAAGGGACCGCUGGGAGCUUUGGAAAUCUGUGGGGCUGCCCCAGGACCUGCAGACUAGCUCCUCCCCAGACCCCUCACCUCCGCGGGAGGGGGCUUCUUUGUGUUAUGUGUAUGUUUGCCUCUCUAUUUAUACCUCUCAGCGUCGGUUGGUGUCUCGUGGGUGUAGUUCUCCAAUCAUGUAGUUCUCGUUUCCCUCCCUUUGCUCAGCCGUCGUUGUGGCGUCCUGCCCACCUCCCAGCCCCCACGCCCAACCUGGACCCUUUCUCCCUGUCUUUGGCCUUGAGCUGAAUCUCCUGAACUAGCUCCACUUCUUUCUUCAGCAUGGCUUUGCAGAUAUUGGGAUGGUUCAACCCAAUAGCUGUGAGAGCAGGAGAGAAGGCAGGAGAUGGAAAAGAGGAGUGGAAGGUAGACGGAGAAGGUGAGCGAUGUUUCUCCACCCUCAAGCUGAACUCCAGGUUGAGUUUGGGGGAAUUAGACAUGUAACAAGAUACUUCUCCCUUCUUCCCCUCCUACUUCCUUUCCCCCUCCCUUCCUGACCCUUAGUGAGUGGGCGAGGGCCUCCCAAGCACUCCACUUGCCUUGAUGGUCCUAUCUCCCCUUCUGAGUACCUCUGGUGAGGAGGAGAGUUUGCAAGGAAACCAGAAGUUAGGGGACAGGGGCGUAACCUGGAAGAUGCAGCUAAGUCUCGGGGCAUAAUCAAGACCAAGGCGGUUAUCCUGGACCGCUGCCUGCUACUGCCACCACCCUGAAGAACAGGGAGCUAAUAACCAAUAGGUAGGUGGUCCUCCGGCCUUGAUCUCCCCAAAUCGUGGUGUGGGGGAUACUUGCAAAUGUAGACACUCUAUACAUAAAGCUGCCGGGGGUGAACCUGAGAGGCUCCCGGCUGUUCCUGAAUUUCAUUUGCAGAGAAAUCACCAAAUCAGGAAGGGUUUCAAGAAAAGAGCAGGAGUCAUGGAGGGGGAGGGUUGAGGGUUGGAGGAGCAGAAAAGAGAGAGAUGAAAACCAUCCACCUUGGGCUUUUUGUCUGGGACCAAACUCCUUAAAGCCAACAGCCUUCCUCUUGCCCCUGUGCCCCCAUGCCCCUGUCUUGGGCCAGGAAUGGCUGAGGCAGACAGAGGAAGGCAGGUGAGGAGAUCGA
This is a messenger RNA of Tachyglossus aculeatus (Australian echidna), 2682 nucleotides long. RefSeq names its product potassium two pore domain channel subfamily K member 3 (gene KCNK3). The coding region runs from base 1 to 1161 and encodes 386 amino acids. Gene Ontology annotation, cellular component: membrane. The transcript is spliced from 2 exons. The record is from RefSeq and is a predicted model, not a curated record. Lineage: Eukaryota; Metazoa; Chordata; Mammalia; Monotremata; Tachyglossidae. Gene Ontology annotation, biological process: potassium ion transmembrane transport; stabilization of membrane potential. Gene Ontology annotation, molecular function: potassium ion leak channel activity; open rectifier potassium channel activity.